Quercus robur (English oak) is the source of this 474-nucleotide messenger RNA. RefSeq names its product embryo-specific protein ATS3B-like. Gene Ontology annotation, molecular function: protein binding. The transcript has 2 exons. The record is from RefSeq and is a predicted model, not a curated record. Bases 1 to 474 code for a protein of 157 amino acids. Lineage: Eukaryota; Viridiplantae; Streptophyta; Magnoliopsida; Fagales; Fagaceae.
AUGAAGAGGACAAGUAUUCUACUCAUUUUCAUUGUUUCUAUCACAAUUUUCUCACCAGCCUUUGGAAACAAGCCAAACAAUCAGGCACUCCUGGGGUCCCAAAAAAAUUGCUCAUACUCAAUUGAGAUUCAGACAACUUGUGCACCAUCAGCCGAUACCACAGAUCAUGUGAGUGUCCGAUUCAGCGACUCAUUGGGAAAUUUGAUCAUUGUGAAGCAUCUAAAAAAUCCCAAGUUGCUAUAUGCUCCAAAAGGUGGCUUAAAGAAACAAGGUGGUGCAUAUAGUGGGUUUGAACGUUGUGCCAUUGACAUGUUUGAGGUACUUCAUACCCAGGAUGGUGGCCAUGUGGUGCCGGUUUCUUACAUGUUCUAUUUUAGGACAUUUGUGCCAGAGAAUGUAUGGUAUGGGUUUGAUUAUUGUCACUCUAAUGGAGCUUUUAUGCCUCAUGCUGCAGAUUUUAGUAGGAAGGACUAG